This is a messenger RNA of Pelagomonas calceolata, 747 nucleotides long. The record is from the annotation of a GenBank genome assembly. NCBI's taxonomy places the organism in Eukaryota, Pelagophyceae, Pelagomonadales, Pelagomonadaceae.
UGAUCGACUGCCCUGCCAAUUUUCAAGAAAACGGGCCGUCUUGUUGCAUUUCCUUGACGAAACUUGUUCACUGGGUCUUCUCUGGUAGCUCCGCACCAGCUGUAUAAGCCGCGGGCAGCCAACAGUUACGCUAACACAUCCCCAGAGCAGCAUGCUCUGGCCAACGAUGAUCCUAAGCGCUCACGCCGUCACUUUUGCUCCUAAAGCACUCAAGUUCCCGUCUCGCGCGACGCCGCCAGCGGACGUCGUCGUCGCACAGCUGGACGCGCUUCGACGAAACGACGUCGCCCGGACCUACGAGCUCUUCUCGCGCGCUCGUAGGCUCGCCAUCGACGAGGCGGCGCGAGGCGACGCCCGCCACUACGAGGUGUCGCGCGAAGUCGUUCUGCAAAAGCUCGAGAUAGCGCUGCGCGAUUCGUGCCCGGGACUGAUCGGCCACGACAGGUACGAGAUCUCCUCGUCGCUCGCGAUCCGCGAAUACGAUGGCGUGCACCUGCCGCAGUGGCGAUGUCGCGUCCGGUGCCGGACCGGUUCCAGGACGCGGGCCUUCAUUUUCCACUGCACGCGCCAAAGCGACCCGCCCCCUCCAACAAUAGACUUCGACGAUCGGUUCGACGAGUCCCGUCUCAUCGACGGCUUCGAGGGCUGCUGGUUCGUCUGGCGGAUCGAGCCCGACGACCGGGGCUUAGCCGUCGCCGCGCCGGCGCCGGCGCGGCUCGUGCCCGCGUAAUUGAACAUAGAUGUGGC